Coccidioides posadasii C735 delta SOWgp is the source of this 3026-nucleotide messenger RNA. NCBI's taxonomy places the organism in Eukaryota, Fungi, Ascomycota, Eurotiomycetes, Onygenales, Onygenaceae. The record is from RefSeq and is a predicted model, not a curated record.
GGCCAAUUUUAAAAUUCAGACAAUCUGCUAAGGUAGUGAUCAUGACUACAGAGUACACUAGCCUAUUUUCAGCCUAGCAUGGAUUUGUGGGUGAGCUUGUUUAUGUGCUCUUUGUUGAUAGCUUAGGAUUGGGCAGCAAUCACUUGUUCCAGCAGCCACAUCAUAACCAUGCCAUGAAACCCACACCCUCCUGGCUUCAGAGUCAAAAAAAGGACUGCCUUUUUGUGAUUCAUUCUGCAUGGUUUUGUAUAUAUGUACUAUAUUGUGUCUUCAACGACUUCGAGCGCCUUCUGCCCACUGUCUAGGGAUUCCUGGAGUGUUCGCUUAUGCAUUCCACUUACCUUGGUACUAGACGGACCAAAAAUAGCGGUUUUUGUCGGGUUUCGAGGUUAUCUUCCAAGCCUUUUCCUCGGAGGAGCUUUGGAAGAUCUUUCCUCGGCGAAAUCACAACCUCAUGCCGUUUAAUAUUACCAUUGAUCACGCAACUUCCCAUAGUUCGGAUCAUUCAUCUCUGAGCGACGAGGAAGAUUCAUCGGGCACAGGGGUUGAAGUUUCACCCCCUUCAGCAACGGCAAGCCACGAUUACCAUGACCCUUAUGAUGUCGGUGGCCCAUGGGACCAUCUUUCCUAUCCCGAUGAGCUGAAGCCCUCUGACUCUGCCUCAAGACCGCGAACAUCCCAUUACCACCAUGCGACCGUUGAUAGCGGUCGUGCUAGAUCAACCAGGCACCAAUCUGCUCGGAGACGCGCUACACAAGAACGAGAGCCACUCGCACAUCGGUCACGCCACCACCAUACACCCCAUCCUAUUCCUGAGCCUGAAAGUGAAGACUCGUCUGAAGAUUACCUCGAAUAUCCUCCAGGCCCACCUGAAAGGCGAUUUUGGCCCCCAAUUGCUCCCGUGCCACCCGGCGGAUACUCCCAUAGCACUUCGUCGGGCCCAUCGUACGGUUCCUACCAGCAUGGAAAUACCGCCCAUGGGCCAUUACAUUUGCAUGCUCCGCCCCCUGGCGUACCAUCAAAUCAAUUGGUGCAAUUCGGGCCAAUGAGUCAUAUGGGGCUGAUGGGCCAUAUGAAUCAUUAUGGCGUCCCUGGGCCGUAUCCAUAUGGUCCAGGGUUUCCCGGGUCAGGGCACCCGAUGCCUCCAGCUUAUUUCGGCAAUUCUGAGCGCCAUCAUUCUCCUCCACCUCAUCACCAUCAGCGCCCCCGAAGCCACUCCGGAGGACAAAGGGAUGCCGAGAGCCCUCCACCAACCCUUGCACAUCCAGUUCCCAGCCGCCUCAAUUCACAUUUUCCCGGCGCGCCAUUUAUCGCGCCGGAUAUGGUACCGUUUCACCCGCACUCUGGUUACUUCCACUACGGCCAGCACUAUGGCUUUCCGCCAGAGAUGAUGCCGCCCCGGUAUUAUCAUCCUUACCACCCUGUCCCUUCUCCACCGUCGCAGCAACCGGAAAAAGAGAAAACGCCACCUACACCACCGCCGCCAGGUCCUCCUCAGCCAGACCCCAAGGACGAAGCAAUCGCACGACUUGAAAAACUCAUCAUUGACGAGAGAAUGGAGCGAGAAGCCAGGGAAGCAGCUAAGGAAGCGGCUCUCGAAAAAGCUGCCCGCGAUAAAGCAGCUGCUGAGGCGCGUGCCGCUGCUGAGAAGAAAAUUGCGGAAGAGGCAGCUGCAAAAGCAACAGCAAUUGCCAAAGCGGAAGCCCAGGCAGAAGCGGAGAAACUCAAGGCGGAAGCGAAAGCUGAAGCGGAAAGGUUGAAAUUAGAAGCUGAAGAGAUGGCUGCCGAAGAAGCCGCCAAAGCUAAAAAAGCUGCCGAAGAGGCAGCCACCAUAGCCAUAGCAGAAGCUGCGGCGGCGGCCACCGAAGCAGCGAAUAUGAAGGCCGCCGAGGCCGUGGCUGCUGCUACCGCAGCCGCAAACAAACCAGCACCUGAAAAGAAGAAACCUGUGAAGUUUAAAGAUGCUGUUGGAAGAAAGUUCAGUUUCCCUUUUCACUUGUGCAACACAUGGCAGGGUAUGGAAGAGCUGAUCCGCCAAGCCUUUCUCCAUGUCGAUGUAAUUGGUCAACAUGUCGCUGAAGGCCAUUAUGACCUUGUCGGUCCCAAUGGAGAUAUUAUUCUUCCACAGGUAUGGGAGACGGUGGUGGAGCCGGACUGGACCAUAACGAUGCACAUGUGGCCAAUCCCCGAGAAACCAAAGGAGCCAGAUCCACCACCACCGCCGCUGCCGCCGCCAGAGCCCGAGGAGCCCGCUGUUCUCGAUGUCAAACCAACUGCCGAAGACAUAGUCCCGGAGGAAGCUGACGCAGAACCCCUUCCUCCUCCCGCCGUUCCCAAAAAGCCUCGACCUCCACCUAUUCCAGGGGCUUUCGCCUUGUGGAUGACAGGUACCCGAGCGAGACCAGUGCGGUCUUUAAAAGUGGGAAAAAAGCCUGAAGUAGUACAACAGCAUGAUGAGGCCUGCUCAAUCAUGUGAUGCCAAUUGGAGCUUUGGCAGCCCCGAUUAUUCCACCAAAGCUUUUGAUACUCGACUCUGGAAAUCUUUACAAUAUGGACUCGGGUAGUGGGUGACGUAUUUUGGAGAGGCUGAAGUAAGACGAGCAAAUUGCGCUAAGGUGAAACCAGCACAUUCGUCGCCGUUCAAGGGUGACGGCUGAUGUCUCCAGCAGUUGUAGUCUCAGUCUCCUUUAAUUUUAAACCUGUCAAUCACUAUUGGCACUCACUUGACAAUGACUACUUUAGGGAGAUAUGGCUUUUCCUCCUGGCUUUGAUCGGGAUUGGUUUCUCAUAUCUCAGAUGGGGACGCUGAUGAUGUCUAUUUCAUAUUGGACUUAUGAGUUGAUGAUAAAUUUAGUAUUGUUUUUCGUCUCUCUCCCCUCUUCUCUUUUCUGUUUUUCUUUUUUGGGUCUACAAUGGGGUCAUAAGGGAGUAUGUGUGCUGCGAGCAAUUGUGACCUGAGAAAAGAAACCCAUGAUGAUUGAAAUUGAUGAUUCAGUGAAUAUAAGUUAUGAACCUGUUUGUUAAUG